AUGGUCUUCUGCUGCUUCGGAGGAGGGCCGUCGUCGCCACGCGGCCUUGAAAGCAAAGGCUCGAAAGCAAAGGAUGGUCCGCUGGAGCCCGUGGUGAUGCGCGCGGUGGGCGCGGACGGCGCGCUGCCGCGGUACUCGCAGGAGGAGCUGCGGCGGGCGACUGGCGACUGGCGCACCAAGCUGGGGGAAGGCGGCUUCGGAGCCGUCUACAAGGGCAUGCUGCUGCUGCCGGGGGGGGGAGCGCGGGGGGAAGGGGACGGGGAGAUCGGGGAGGAUGGGGAGGCGGAGGAGGUGGAGGAGGGACUCGAGGAGACAUUGGAGGGGUUGGAAGUGGUGGAGGUGGAUGGGAAGCGAUUUGUUCCGGUUGCGGUGAAGAUGUGUCAUAUGGAGGAGGAAGAAGACUCUGGGGGAAGGGAGCAGCUGAUGACGGAGAUCAUGGUAAUGACGGCUCUCCGCCAUCCCAACGUGCUGCGGCUGCUGGGAAUGGCCGUGAUGGGAAAAAACAUCUCAAUGGUCUCAGAAUUCGUCCCUGGGGGCGAUGUUUCACAGCGGCUAGAAAAAGCAAGGGAUGGAGAAAAGCCCUUCCCCUGGAAGGAGCGGCUGCGUGUAGCAGAGGGGAGUCUGGAGGGGCUGGCUGCGAUUCAAAAGGCAGGCUUCAUUCAUCGCGACUUUAAGGGUGCCAACGUGCUUCUCACCAAGGUGGGUCGCACCAAUGUGAUUCUAAUGAAUGUUGGUCACACCAAUGUGAUUCUGACCAAGGUGGGUUACACCAAUGUGAUUCUAACCAAGGUGAGUCACACCAAUGUGAUUCUAACGAAGGCAAAUUAUACAUGCCGUUAUUUUCAAUGCAUUGCCUUGUUUCGUCUGCUGUGUAUCGCGUUGCUUGAGGUGGGAUCACGUGAUUUGGCGUGCAAUCGUUGA
Closterium sp. Yama58-4 is the source of this 921-nucleotide messenger RNA. NCBI's taxonomy places the organism in Eukaryota, Viridiplantae, Streptophyta, Zygnematophyceae, Desmidiales, Closteriaceae. The record is from the annotation of a GenBank genome assembly.